GGGGAGGAGGGGCCGGGCCGCACCACAGCCGCCGCUUCCUGCGGGAGUCGGGCCCAGCCGGCGGCGCUCUGCCCCGAGCCUGCGCGGCGCCUCGGGAGCUAAGGUAGAGAUGGGGAGGGAGGGCAGCGGCCCGGGGCUGCUCCGGGCUCGUUAGGCCGCCCUAAGCCGGCUGCGGAGCGCGGCCUUUCUCGGUGCGCCCGCACCCCUUCGGCCGGCUCCACGGCCCUUUCCGCCCUUCCUGGGGGAGAUAAGCUCGAGGGGUCGCCGAGCAGCGUUGGUCACGGGGAUGGGCUGCUGCUCUGCUGCCUUCGCGGGGAGUAAGGGUGCCGGAGCGAGGAGAUGCUGCCCUGCGUGCGGUUGGCCCUGGGCCUGCGGCAGGAACUUCUCAGGCCUGAAAGCUGUUCAGGCCCCUGUGUCUUAAUGUCUUAAUGCUGUACUGCUGCUCCCUUGCUGGGCCUUCGCUGCCCUGCGUGGAAAUCUCCAUCCGACCCCUCGCUGCUGGUUUGUGCCCCUCCCUGAGAGGGGCUGUUAAGUCCCCAGCUCUAUCACGCUGUGGAAUACCACUGCUGCAGGCUCUUUUAUUUAUUGUUUGCUUUGGAACCUUUAGUUUUCAUAAAGAAAUCAGCUUCUUGUUUUGCCUGUAGUGGCGAUCCUGUAACACCUCGCUACAACUCGUCACUCCUUUAUCACAAAGAUCAAAGUUUUGCUCUAACAGUUAAAUUUUCCUACAGGAGGACCCAGGGGCAUGCAAAACAAAGGAGUGCUCCGCAUGCAAACAGUCGCUUAUGUAGCUAUUUGAGAUUGAGUAAUGGUUGGCUUGUUGUAGGUAUAUAAAAAACAUCUCUCAGAAUAAUUGUUCUCAGUUUGGAAAGGGUUGAUUUAGAGCAUGGGGUCCCGGGAAAAUACCGUCUAGCUGUUUUCCUUCUUGUACUUCUUGUUGCAUUAAACAAAGGGGAUAAGUAAGAAGGGACAGAGAUUCUGGCAUAGAGUGCACUUCGAGCGCGCAGCUUCUAGUGGCGAGGGGGGAAGAGUUGCUUCCUCCCACUCAUCCCUUCUGGUGUUGAGUGACAGCAGUGCUUAGUGGCAGGAAGAGUUUUAGUGUGUUACAUGUAUCAAUGCUUGGAGGGUGGCUGGCUCUCUCCUGAGCUGACUGUGGCUGGAGUAAAGCUUCUGUGGAGCUGCCUCCCAACAGUCGCCCAGGUGAAGGCUUUGUCUGCCUUGCUUGGGGACGCGGCAGGGCACGCGUACAGUGGGGAAGAUCCUGUUGCACUGGGAGAUGCAGAAAACUUAAAGCAAUUUGAGUUAGCAGCAGGGAGCUGUUGUUUGCAGCUGGCUUAUGCUUAUUGAGGUGGAUUCGACUCCGGCUGGUUGUGAAGGAGCACUUGUGGUGUAUGAGCUUGCGGAAUGCCGGAGAGCGUUUGGGGUUUGUUUAUGUGUAGUGGAAGUAGGUAAGGGAAACUACUGAAGAAUGUAAGACUCUAUUCAGUCUGUUGGGAAAGUUUUUCCCAAACGUAUUCGGAAGAGGUGCCUUGUUGUCUUGGCCAUUGUGCUGGCAUUGGCCCUCACCCAGCCUUGUGGUAAGCUGGAUCUGGAAGGUGAUGUGGCUCUAAAGUCAGCUUUGUCUUUCCUGAGUCUUAUUAUUCUGAAGCAGUUCGGCUCACCGGGUACCUCUGUGAAAAUCAGUCUUUGGAGUCAGGAGGGGGAGGACGGCCCUUUGUGUCAGCAGACUAUUGUAAAGAGAUUGUAGAAACCAUUCUUAAAGGGGGAGAAUGGAACAGUCUCAUUAAGCAAACAAACAAAACAAAACAAAAAAAAAAAACCCAAGCCCAACAAAAUAGCAGCAGUUCUCUUGUUGUUUUGUUUCUGUUUUGACAAAAUUUAUGGAAAUAAUCAUUUAGAUUUUGGUGUUUUUAGUUAGAAGAGAAACGUGGUUAUGUUUGCCUAUAGUUUUACGUAAUAGAGCAGCUAUCAAUCAUACGGUUAUUCUACAGAGCUGCUCUUGCUUCUACUUGCAGAUUGGUUUUUAACGAAUUUUACAUACACUUUCUGUAGUUUUCUACUAAAAAUGAAUAAAGUAGGAAUCGUUUUUACGCAAAUGUUCUAUUUGACUGUUUCAGUUGAAUGUUUAUGCUGUAAUUUUUUUGUGUGGGUCCAUUCAGUUUUUGUAAUCAUGCAAGCGUUACGAAGAUGAUAGGAAAGGUAGGAAAUGGUUGAUGAUAGAAACGGUAGGAAAAAAAAAAUGAAGUAGGAAGAAAAUGUGUUCCCUAGCUCUCAUUUGUACAGCCUGAGGUAGUUUGGUUAAAUUUGUUGUGGUAUUUCAGUAGUAUUUGUAGAAUCGUAGGCAGUGAUUAUCCAGGUGGUACAGGUUUACAAUUGCUAAUGAAUUGUGUUCUGCUCUUGUUUGUGAUGCGAUGCAGUUAAACUUGGGGACAUUUAAAAUAAGGGACGGUAGAGAAUGGAUAAGAACACAUGGUUAUUUUAUGGCAGAUAGGCAAGCACUGAAUAGGAGCCUUACAUUGCUGUCCUAAUAAGACCGACUUCUCUUUAAUUUAGCAUAUGUAUAAUGGAGAACUAUUAGAAAUUCUGUAGGAUUUCUUGAGGGCUGUCUUAUCCCCUGGUUCUUGUUGUAUAAUCCUCUUUCUUUUGAAGCUUGAAUCUGAAUGAAAAUGCAUUUUGACAACAGCUUGUGAAUUACUUUAACAAGAUUUUUUACUUAAAUCAUAUUCAUAGCUUUCAAGUAAUACUUAAAUGAGUAAUAAUGGCUAUUAAAUAAGUAUAAGAUAGCUAAAAUAAUACAGCUGAGAGGGAGCAGUGUUUUGCUAGUAUAAAUUUGGAUAACUAAUCUAAAAUACCUAUUUAAGCUUCCAUAUGGUGUAGAAUUUGUGAAUUAGUGUGUUUAGCAAAUAUGUAGUGUCUGCAGUAUCUGCAGAAACCUUUAACACUGCUGUAGUGAGAAGGGCUCAUAAAAUUAUUUAAAGGGAAUUGGAAACAGGUUUUUAUCCUUAAGUAUUUGGCAUGUUUGUAAGAAAAAUGAAGUGACAUCUACUUCCUCAUGAUAGUGUUGCUGAUGCUCUGGCAUAUCUUGUUUUUGCUUGGUGGCUGAGAAGGAUUUAAGGCACCUGUAUAUACUGCUGUUACAUUAAGAAACUUACUGACUUUGAUCAUUAAUGUGACUCAGUAUCCGUUUCUUGAAGAAUGUGCAGUUGGCUGUGUCAAGGUUUGGUAAUAUGUUUUCUUUAACAGUACUCUGCUUGUAAGUACUGUUAAAAAGGUUAAGAUCCAGGUUUGUUGCUGCCUUCCGAAGCUGUUUCAGGGCAGCCUUAGGAUUGCACUGUUGCCAAAGGAAGCAGUCCUGAGUGGGGGCUAUUGCAGCUUACCUGUCACGUCCCGAAUGUCACAACCCAAAUGUGUCGUGAGCUGUGCUGAAAAAUCACUUGUAUUGAAACUAAUCACAUGGUCCAUAUGCUUUCUGGUCCAGUUCACAGUGUGGCUGUGCAAAUACUUGUGCUGGCAUAAAGGAGAAAACCAUCAGGAAUGUGAGUUACUAGACAACAGGAGAGACGGGACUGUUUCUUUACACGAGUAGUGCCAGCUUGUUCUGACUUAACGUUGUGGAGCUACAGAAGCUUCCUUUGUAAUAGCCAGCUCUCUUCUGACACCGUGAUGAAAUGCUUGAGAGUUUAGCAUCGAUUUUUCCCACAUUUAGGGCAGAAAGGAAGGGGAAGAGAAGCUUGAUUUGCCAGAACCGUACACAUAACAGCGUUGGUGUUUUAGAUGUAGAUUGUGUUUCUUGCAGUUGUGGCUCCUUCUUUAAAUGCUCAUUAAUAGGCAUCUUGCAUCACGUUCUUCACACACAGCUUUGCAACCUCUGGGUCUCUUCUGAGACUGGUCAAGAGAUAAGCUUAAUGCAUCCAAGUAAGAGAGACAGCUGGUCUUUUGAUUUGUGGAUUGAUGUUACUGCUUAGAAAUGUGAUGUGUAUAGCAUCUCUUUUUCAUUGUGUUACCUGACGUGAUGUUGUGACUUCAGGCUGUGACAGUGGGGACAGGAGAGUCCCCAGGAAGAGGCUGCUGGUGAUGUAACUCUACAAGAUCUGAAAUGGUCCGAUACACUACUGUGCUCCUUCAGAGACUCAUGCUUGCUGAUGAUGAGAAGUAAAAACUUUAUCUUGUUAAAGCAUAUAUUUUGUAAAAAUUGGAAAUAUCUUGGUCACUACUAGUGAAUGGGAUCUGUGUUGCUGAAAGCAUAAACGGAGAAUUUUAAGAUAGCUGAUUGAUUGACACAGACCAGUGGCUUGAGAAGAAGUAUAUCUACUGGGAAAAAUGGGUCGAUCUAACUCUAGAUCACAUUCUUCAAGAUCCAAGUCCAGAUCUCAGUCCAGCUCUAGGUCAAGAUCCAGGUCACACUCUAGAAAAAAGAGAUACAGUUCUAGGUCUCGUUCAAGGACAUACUCACGAUCUCGCAGCAGGGAUCGUGUUUAUUCUAGAGAUUAUCGCAGAGAUUACAGAAAUAAUAGAGGAAUGAGACGUCCCUAUGGUUACAGAGGAAGAGGUAGAGGGUAUUACCAAGGAGGAGGUGGUAGAUACCAUCGUGGAGGUUAUAGGCCUGUCUGGAACCGAAGACACUCCCGAAGCCCUAGGCGUGGCCGUUCACGUUCCAGAAGUCCAAAGCGAAGGUCUGUGUCUUCACAGAGGUCCCGGAGCAGAUCUCGUCGAUCUUACAGAUCUUCCAGGUCCCCAAGGUCCUCUUCAUCUCGUUCUUCAUCCCCAUACAGCAAAUCACCUGUCUCUUCCAAAAGACGAGGGUCUAUGGAAAAGCAGGCAAAGAAAACUGAAGGGGCUCCUUUGCAAGAUAGCCCUUUGAAAAAUAAAUCACAAGACGAACAGAAAGAUACAUUUGAACAUGACCCAUCAGAAUCUCUUGACGAUUUUAAUAAAUCAUCAGCAGCUUCCGGCGACAUUUGGCCUGGCCUUUCAGCGUAUGAUAACAGUCCGAGGUCACCCCACAGUCCUUCUAUUGCCACCCCGCCUAGUCAGAGUUCAUCUUGCUCUGAUGCCCCUUUGCUUAGUACGGCCCACUCAGCAAAGGACACACCUCAACAUUCCCAUUCCAUUCAGCAUAGUCCUGAGAGGUCUGGCUCUGGUUCUGUUGGAAAUGGUUCUAGCCGUUAUAGUCCUUCUCAGAAUAGCCCAUUGCAUCACAUCCCUUCGAGGAGAAGCCCUGCAAAGACAAUCCCAUCACAGAGCGCUCCCCGUGAGGAGCCUCGAACACGUUCGUUUUAUCCUGAGACCGGGGAACAGGAAACUGUAAAAGGUGGAAAGUUUCUGAAAAGGUACACAGAUGAAGAGUCUAGAGUAUACCUGCUUGAUAGGGGUAAUACCAGGGAGAAGGAGGCCCAGAAGGAGAGAGGAUCAGAAAAAGGGAGGACAGAGGGAGAAAGGGAAUGGGAGGAUCAGGAAACUUUAGACUUUUUCGUUGAUAAAGAGACUGGGAAAGAGAAGUUUAAUGACUCUGAAGGGGAGGACACAGAGGAGACAGAGGAUUACAGACAGUUCAGAAAGUCUGUCCUGGCAGAUCAGGGUAAAAACUUUCCUACUGCAUCUCACCGGAAUGCUGAGGAGGAAGGAACCAAAUACAAAUCUAAAAUAACAAUGAAGGGCAAUAGAGAGAGCGAUGGAUUUAGAGAUGAGAAAAGUUAUAAGCCUAAAGAGACUGGCUAUGUAGCGGAAAGGCCUAGUACAACAAAAGAUAAGCACAAGGAAGAAGACAAGAGUUCUGAGAGACUAACGAUGAAGAAAGAAACUCAGUCACCUGAGCAGGUAAAGUCUGAAAAGCUCAAAGAACUCUUUGAUUACAGUCCCCCUCUACACAAGAAUCUGGAUGCGAGAGAAAAAUCCACCUUCAGAGAGGAGAGCCCACUUAGGAUCAAAAUGAUAGCCAGUGACUCCCAUCGUCCUGAAGUUAAACUCAAAAUGGCACCAGUACCUCUUGAUGAUUCCAAUAGACCUGCUUCCUUGACUAAAGACAGGCUGCUUGCUAGCACACUUGUCCAUUCCGUCAAGAAGGAGCAAGAGUUCAGAUCCAUCUUUGACCACAUUAAGUUGCCACAGGCCAGCAAAAGCACGUCAGAGUCAUUUAUUCAGCAUAUAGUGUCCUUGGUUCAUCAUGUCAAAGAGCAAUACUUCAAGUCAGCUGGAAUGACCCUAAAUGAGAGGUUCACUGCAUAUCAAAAAGCAACAGAAGAGCACUGCACUCGGCAAAAGAGCCCAGAAAUACAUAGGAGGAUUGACAUCUCUCCAAGUGCCCUGAGGAAGCAUACCCGUUUAGCAGGUGAAGAGAGGGUCUUUAAAGAAGAAAGUCAAAAAGGAGAUAAAAAAUUAAGAUGUGAUUCUGCUGAUCUUCGGCAUGACAUUGACCGCCGUAGAAAAGAGCGAAGUAAAGAGCGAGGAGACUCAAAGGGCUCCAGGGAAUCCAGUGGGUCAAGAAAGCAGGAGAAAACUUCAAAAGAUUACAAGGAUUACAAAUCUUACAAAGAUGACAGUAAGCAAAAAAGAGAGCAAGACCGUGCUAGAUCUUCCCCAUCUUCCUCUCCAUCUUCUUCUUCAUCCAGUUCUCGAGAAGAAAAGGAUUGCAAGAAAGAAAGAGAUGAAGAGUUCAAAACUCACCACGAACAGAAAGAAUACUCUGGUUUUGCAGGAGUCAGCAGGCCAAGAGGCACCUUUUUUCGAAUUAGGGGCAGAGGAAGAGCCAGAGGAGUCUUUGCUGGAACAAAUACUGGUCCCAGCAACUCAAAUACUACUUUUCAAAAGAGACCGAAGGAAGAGGAGUGGGAUCCUGAAUAUACCCCAAAAAGCAAGAAAUAUUUCUUGCACGAUGACAGAGAUGAUGGUGUGGAUUAUUGGGCCAAACGAGGAAGGGGCCGUGGUACUUUCCAGCGUGGCAGAGGGCGUUUUAACUUCAAAAAGUCAGGUAGCAGUCCGAAGUGGACACAUGACAAAUACCAAGGGGAUGGGAUUGUGGAAGAUGAAGAAGAAACGAUGGAGAACAAUGAAGAAAAGGACAGACGCAAGGAGGAAAAGGAAUAACCCUGGAAGAAAGCUGAAAGAGCAGCUUUUGCACCACCCACACAACAUUUUUAAUAUGUUCUUUUUGUUGUCAAAUGAAUGUAAGCAUUUUACUUAAAUUUUACUGUUGGAAGUAGUUUAGAGGGAUUGUUUUUCUGUUUUAAGCCUUUAGGAAAAAAAUCUUGAUAUAGUAAACUAUGUUAAUGAUCGUACAGUUAGAAAGUAAAAUAUUUGUAACAACUUUUAAGAAAUUUUACUGUUUGUUAUAUGCAGUGUAAUUCUGCUUUGUCCAAAUACAUGGUCAAGUACAACUCUUAAAAGUUUUGAUUCUCCCCUAUGUCUGUGUUUUAUUCUGAAGUAAACUUGCAGCUCUGCACACCUGAAAUCUUGGAGGAGCAUUUUUUAUCAGCUGAUUGCUACUUCUGUGUUGCUUUUUUUAUUAAAAACGUUUUUAAUGACAGUUA
Gallus gallus (chicken) is the source of this 7526-nucleotide messenger RNA. RefSeq names its product BCL2-associated transcription factor 1 (gene BCLAF1). The transcript is spliced from 14 exons. Lineage: Eukaryota; Metazoa; Chordata; Aves; Galliformes; Phasianidae. Gene Ontology annotation, molecular function: DNA binding; transcription coregulator activity. The record is from RefSeq and is a predicted model, not a curated record. The coding region runs from base 4321 to 7083 and encodes 920 amino acids. Gene Ontology annotation, biological process: positive regulation of transcription by RNA polymerase II. Gene Ontology annotation, cellular component: mediator complex.